This is a messenger RNA of Rhopalosiphum padi (bird cherry-oat aphid), 1300 nucleotides long. RefSeq names its product elongation of very long chain fatty acids protein 4-like. Lineage: Eukaryota; Metazoa; Arthropoda; Insecta; Hemiptera; Aphididae. Gene Ontology annotation, biological process: fatty acid elongation, polyunsaturated fatty acid; fatty acid elongation, monounsaturated fatty acid; very long-chain fatty acid biosynthetic process. Gene Ontology annotation, cellular component: endoplasmic reticulum membrane. Bases 405 to 1226 code for a protein of 273 amino acids. The record is from RefSeq and is a predicted model, not a curated record. The transcript has 9 exons. Gene Ontology annotation, molecular function: fatty acid elongase activity.
CCAUUCUUACAUUGUGCAUAAAUAGAGUGCCUAUAUUACAUCACUGUAAUAUGACACUAUAUUGCUAAUAUGUAUAUAUAUAUAUAUAUUUAUUUAAAUUAGUGUAUGUGUAAAUAAACUGUAGUAAAAUCGUUUUCCAUUUAUUGAAUAAUCUAACAGCAGUUGAACGAACGUUACAACUUCCGAUCAAACUAUCUUCAUUAUACAAGUAUAAUAAUUUUAUGUUUUUACUUAAAAGUAAAAAUAUUAACAAAAUUACGAGAAUGAUCGUGAACUCAAUAUGAAGACAUGAAAAUACUAUAUAUUACUUAAUUUUUAUUAAAUACUUAUAUAGUGUUAAUAAAACUAUACAUCAGAUCUUCACAUGAAAUUUGAAUCCUCAAUAUAUUAAAUCAAUUAAAAAUAUGACUAAUGUGAAUUUGAACAAUUUCAUUAAUGAAACGCAGCAUCAAUUUUUAAACUUAUUAAAUCAAGAAUUGAAAUUCGAUAAAAAGGUUGAUUCAUGGAUGUUUAUGAGUACACCAUGGCCAGUUUUAUCAAUUCUGAUAGCUUAUUUGUUAUUUGUACUAAAAUUAGGCCCAAAGAUGAUGGAAAAUCGUGAACCAUUUAAGAUAAAACGUAUUAUGAUGGUUUAUAACAUUUUACAAACCAUUUAUAACAUUUUCAUUGUAUCAGAGGUAUUCAUUACACCCGGCAUAUGUACAUAUUUAAUGAUAAAUAUAUGCAAUCCAGAUGAAAGUGAAAGUAAUCGUCAUAUUAUAAAUACGUUCUAUGUACAGUCGUGGCAUUUUGUUUUAUCAAAAAUAUUUGAUCUUCUAGAUACUGUAUUCUUUGUAUUGAGGAAAAAACAAUCUCAUGUUUCAUUCUUACACGUUUAUCAUCAUGUGAAUAUGGUCGUAACUACUUGGACUUUUUUGAGAUUUAUUAAAGGUCAACAAGGAGCUCUUUGUGGUCUUCUUAAUGCACUCAUACAUUCAAUAAUGUACAGCUAUUAUUUCCUAUCUGCUCUUGGUCCUCGCAUGCAAAAAUAUUUGUGGUGGAAGAAAUACUUAACCCGUUUACAAAUUAUUCAAUUCAUAUUAGGCCUUAUCUACGGUAUAAGCCUCUUUAUUUACGAUUGUAAAUUUCCGAGACUAUUCACCAUUUACAUGAUAUUCGAUGUACUUUUGUUUUUGUAUUUGUUUUUGAUAUUUUACAAAAAAACAUACAAAGAGAAAAAUACCUAAGUCUCAAUGAACUCGAAAGAGGAUGUAAAAUACGUGUAUUAAGUUGUUUCUAAUAUACAUUGUCUAUAAAUAUA